Hemicordylus capensis (graceful crag lizard) is the source of this 1989-nucleotide messenger RNA. RefSeq names its product protein shisa-1-like. NCBI's taxonomy places the organism in Eukaryota, Metazoa, Chordata, Lepidosauria, Squamata, Cordylidae. Bases 260 to 697 code for a protein of 145 amino acids. The transcript has 3 exons. The record is from RefSeq and is a predicted model, not a curated record.
GGAGCUGUUUGAACCAGUCGACGGUGGUUGAACGGGUGGGCGGGGUCCUCUUUCAUGGACGGGCAGGGAUCGGGGCCGGGCCAGCGGGAGACGCGCUUCCCAGCCUCCUCCACAGGGCGUUCCUGGACGGCUCUAAAGGCCGCUUGACCGAGCCGGUCUCUCUUUAGCGCGUGCAUUGGGCCAGGUGCUCUUGGAGAAGAGGAAGCGGCUUCCCCGCCCGACGGGAUCCCAGCUUGGGACAGCGCCGACGCCAUCCGCGAUGGGGCGGGCUCUGUCCUGCGCAGCCCUCGCUCUGCUGCUGGCGCAGUCGGUGGGCUGCUCCCAGGUGGGCCUGUGGCGGCAUUUUUUUGGGGGGGGGUACUGCUGGGUCUGGGCCCGCCACCCGGCGCUCAUCGGCCGCACCUUCCGCUGCCCGCGCCGGGAGGACCGACGGGAGGACCGCUUCUGUUGCGGCACCUGCUUCUUCCCUUCCUGCUGCUCGUCCCGAAGGAAGCGCCUCGACCAGCCCUGGUGCCCCCGCCGCCUCGGAAACGGCACCUUCUCCAGGCUGCCGUUCUCCGAUCCCGGUAGGUUCUUGAGGGCACCAACCACAUCACCCAGGACAGUCUACAAAGGAUUUGGAGGGGCUCCAGGGUGUGUGGUGGCCCUGGAUUUUGACCCUGGAGUCCAGGGGUGUGAUGAUGGCCAUCUUCUUUAGUUUCUUUGGACUGGCCCUUCCCGGUGGCAUCUGUUUUCUCUGCUUUUGUUGCAAACCCCGGUGGGGCGGCAGCCACAGCAGAGAAAGGGAACAGGUGCCAUGGGGAGAAGAUCAUCACGGCUCUCUUCCCUGCUAUGGGGCCUGCUCAAGUACAGCUCCACUAGCCUACAGUGCUGAAGCCCCCCAGGGCUCCUAGCGAGGGCACCCAACCCUUCGCCUGCCAGCUGAGAUGCGGUGCGGGUCAGUCCUGCAAACUCUGGAACCCCCAAGGCUGGGGAGACACUCAUCCCUUUCCCCAGCAGAUCUUCCUUCUAGAACUUCUUGGUUGGCUUUGCCUCCAGCCCCACUUGGGGAAUGGAUAUGACCGCAGGAGGCAUUUCAUGGAGAUCCAUCUCUAAUGCUGAAGCAGAAACCACAACUCAUUCUUUAAUAUCAAGGAAAAGUAAUGUUUUUAAGAGUAAACGGAACUAACACUAAACUGAGUGUUUUGAAGUUGUCCUUCACUCCUCGCAGCCCAACACUGGCAUGUGGUGAACAGGAUUGGUGCUGGAUAUACGUCCAACAUAUCCACUCACUCGGCAGUGGUUUAGAUAAUGGGAGGUCUUUGGGAGGAAGGCUCUGUUCUUCUACAGACCACAGAGAGUGGCUUAAUCUUAUGAGGAGACUGCACUGGAAAGAUGAAGCAUUUCUCUGUGGCCACGUCAGGAAACAAGCCAGCAGGUUAUUUCCUUCCUGUGUCUGAAUGGCAGCUUAUUUGAGGCAAACCACUGAAGUACAAAUGCACAGAGUAGACCAUGAUACUUGAAGGGUCUUUAAUACAGAGUUGGAAAACUGGGUCUCCCUGGGAUAAGAGCAGGUGUUGCACUACAUGGGGUUACUGGUGUUUGUGUUUCUGAAGGUUUUGGGGACAGAAGGGAUAGAUAGCUAGAUCUUAAAGGCAUAGCCGUGUGCUGAGGUCUUUCCCCUGAUGGGCCGAGCUAGUCAGGUGCUAUCUGAUACCUCUCUGGAGAGACCCUUGCAGGCAAAGCAGAGCAACUAUCUCCUGGCACUCAGCUGCUUAAGCAAAAUAUUGACUAUACCUGUACUUGUGGCCAUCUACUACAAGAUACCCAAAGUUUGCUUACAAUAUGUGCAAAUUGUGUAUUAACCUUGGAGCAACACAGGCACCCAAUAAGGAUUGCUUCCCAAGCCCCUUACUUAUGUGAGAAGAAGCUGUGUUUUGGCAUGUGCUUUACAAAUAUAUCUGCUAUUCCAUGCAUGUAUUAAUUCCUCAGUUAAAAAUAUGUGCACUA